CCCAUUUAUAUAACAACUCGAGAGCUACGAAAGUUCGACUUUCCCAGCUAAUAAAACCCUAGACCCCUUCUCUGCCUCAAGAGCAACAAGGAGCCGCAAUGGGUAUCGAUUUGGUCGCCGGUGGAAAGAGCAAGAAGACAAAGCGCACAGCGCCCAAGUCCGAUGAUAUCUACCUCAAGCUCCUCGUGAAGCUGUAUCGGUUUCUUGUAAGGAGGACUGGGAGUAAGUUCAGUGCGGUGAUUUUGAAGAGGCUGUUCAUGAGUAAGGUGAACAAGGCCCCUCUCUCCCUUUCCAGAUUGAUUCGUUACAUGAACGGGAAGGAUGGUAAGAUCGCUGUGGUCGUCGGGACUGUGACAGACGACAUUCGAGUUUAUGAAGUACCUGCUCUGAAAGUGACCGCUCUGAGGUUCACUGAAACCGCCAGAGCUCGGAUUGAGAAGGCUGGUGGAGAGUGCUUGACUUUUGACCAGCUGGCUCUCAGGGCCCCUCUUGGCCAGAACACGGUUCUUCUCAGAGGACCAAAGAAUGCUCGUGAAGCUGUGAAGCACUUUGGACCUGCUCCUGGUGUGCCUCACAGUCACACCAAACCCUAUGUACGAUCAAAGGGUAGGAAAUUUGAGAAGGCUAGAGGCAAAAGGAACAGCAAGGGUUUCCGUGUUUAAGAGUUGCAAAACGAGUCAUCUACCUAUUUUCAGUUGUGUUUUUCUCACUUUGCGUUAUUGUUGGACCUAUUAUGUUAUCAAUAGCUUAUCAUCAUCAAUAUUUCCAUGGUUCCCUAUGACUAUUUUAGCUUUUGAGAGGAAGAUAUUUAGAUUUUUGAAGGAUUAAUGGAUACUUGCAGAAAUGUAUGGUAGAUGUUGAAGAUUUUGUUUAAUUCGAUUUUGGUUUGAUAUUA
Messenger RNA from Prunus mume (Japanese apricot), 895 nucleotides. RefSeq names its product large ribosomal subunit protein eL18y. NCBI's taxonomy places the organism in Eukaryota, Viridiplantae, Streptophyta, Magnoliopsida, Rosales, Rosaceae. Gene Ontology annotation, biological process: translation. Gene Ontology annotation, cellular component: ribosome; cytosolic large ribosomal subunit. Gene Ontology annotation, molecular function: structural constituent of ribosome; RNA binding. The record is from RefSeq and is a predicted model, not a curated record.